Messenger RNA from Sardina pilchardus (European sardine), 3146 nucleotides. RefSeq names its product zinc finger protein 451 (gene znf451). Gene Ontology annotation, biological process: regulation of transcription by RNA polymerase II. The transcript is spliced from 14 exons. The coding region runs from base 151 to 2946 and encodes 931 amino acids. NCBI's taxonomy places the organism in Eukaryota, Metazoa, Chordata, Actinopteri, Clupeiformes, Clupeidae. Gene Ontology annotation, cellular component: nucleus. The record is from RefSeq and is a predicted model, not a curated record. Gene Ontology annotation, molecular function: DNA-binding transcription factor activity, RNA polymerase II-specific; sequence-specific DNA binding.
AAGGAUGGCAGUAAUGCUCCACUUUUUGGUCGAAACCAAAAUACUCUCUCGCCAGAAGAAGUAGAAGAGGAGCGGGACCAAAGUAGCGUCUCUGAUUUUAUCAACGUAGCUGGAACUGCAGUGCAUGUUGCCGUUUGCAAGGUAAAACACAUGUCUUCGGAUGUGGUUGAUGUGGAUGACGAUGAUGUGGAGUUUGUAUCCGAGGGUCCUCUUAGACCUGUACUGGAAUUCAUUGACUUAUCCAGUGAGGAUGCUGACGAUGACGAAAAGCCUAUGGAGGAUGAGAUUGACAAGCACAAAGCGCAGGUCACUUCAACUUUGGACAGGCUUGCCCUGCAAGUCGCUGCAGAAAAACAAGAUAGAGCUGACAAAUGCAAGGCCUUCAAGAGAAAGGUGAUCUCACAGCAGGCUCAUGGUAGACAAGAACUGGCAGUUAGUCACAGUAAUGGGGAGACUCACAGUGCCAAGCGAUGUGUUGAUAUGUGGUUGAAAAUGCCAGGAGUGAAGCCCGGAGUGAUUACCAGUGGUAUGGGAUGGCGAAGGCAGUCAGCGGCCUCUGCUAAUAUGUUCAAGGCCAGUCCUCAGACCUGUCCAGUGGUCAACUGCGGCCGCGUGUACGAGAACAAAGCUCUCCUCGAGGGACACCUCAUAAGAUUUGACCACUCGCCUUGUGACCCGAGUAUCUUUCUCAAGGGGUCCCCCUCAGUUCAGUAUGCUUGCGUUGCCUGUGGUUGGCAUUUUGACACCAAAGAUUCAUGGAGGGAGCAUCAACAGUCUAAGAUAUCCUCUUCCAAUCCCGGGAGUCAUGGAACCUCUCAGACCUGUCAGCAGAUAGCAUGCUUUGCUUGUCCUGCUUGCUGCUUCCUCUUCAACAUCAGGGAUGAGUGCCUUCGGCACAUGGCGGAGAAAGAUCACUUCUCGGAGUGCGUUAAAGGCUUUGCUUCAAAAGACGUAGCCACACCGAUACCUGUUCCCCGGUACGCCAAGAACCGUCUCGUAGCCCUGUGCAAGGACGUGGCCUUCAGCGUCCGCUGCUCAGGGUGCCACAAACGGCUACCCUCUCACAUGGAGGCCCGGGCACACUUCAACGUCCACUGUAGAAACGCGACCGCUUUAGCUGUGGCUGACCAGACGGUCGCCGAGGUGAUGCGGCAGCUGAUCAUACGAGGCCGCUGCGCCGCGUGCUCCGAGAUCUUCCAGCGCCAGGAGGAGCUGGAGGAGCACAAGCGGCGCACGCAGCACGCCGUGGAGCUCAGCGGCAGCAUGGAGAAGGCCGUCCUGCUCUACAGCCACCACCAGGAGAGCCAGGUCUCCCACAGAGCGCUGGCCGCAGCGCCGUCACCGUCGCCGGGGACGUCCAAACGCCUCCGGGGCCAAACGGGCUCUCCGCAGGCACAGGGCAGCCGCUUCGGCUCGCCCGCCAAGAGGAAGAGGCCGGCCGGCUCCCACGACUCUGGCGGCGGCGGCGUCGGUAGGCCCCGCCGUGGCAUGACCAAGGUGUGGUACUGCGAGUGCGACCUGCGGUUCGCGGACGAGGCCCUGGCGAGCCAGCACCUGCUGGCGUCCAAUCAGAUCUUCCACAAGUGCGGCGUCUGCCACAAGCUGAUGGGCGAGCCGUCCGUCGCCCGGCUGCACAUGAGCCGUUUCCACGGCGGCGCGCACCUCUCCAACUUCCUGCUGCACUGCCGCCCGUGCCGCGUGGACAUGCCGCGCAUGGAGGACAUCAUGGCGCACGUGGGCACCGUGCACGAAGGACACACCUUCUACCGGGAGAGGGAGGAGGAGGCAGCAGUGGCGGCGGCGGCCAAAGCGGCGGCCAAAGCGCGCGUUCUAGAACAGCCGGGUCACGCGUCCGCUCCCGGCAGGAGGCCCGGGACCGGACCGGAACCGGGCCGGGGGCCAGCGUCCCCCGAGAAGCAGGCGUGGCUGUGCCGCAUGUGCGAGGACCUGUUUGAGUCGGAGGCGGCGGUGGCCGAGCACUGCGGAGACCUGGCGGCGCACAGCUUCCAGAGGUUCGCCUGCGCCCACUGCCCGCAGAAGUUCUUCAAGGAGGCCACGCUGCGGCGGCACUGCCACGCCGAGCACCCGGGCCUGCCGCCGCUCACGCGCUUCUUCUGCGGCCUGUGCGAGAGCAUGCUGUACGACGCCGAGCCGGACUUCCUGCGGCACUACGCCGGCCUCCACGGCAAGGACUACUACUGCAUGGACGCGCCCCAGCCCAGCACCUCUGCCGCCGCCGCCGCCGUGCAUCAGCAGGUCCCGGAUCAGUCCGACGACGCCACCGCCGACGCCACCACCGCCAUGGACGUGGACCCUGAGCGGGCGUGUCCCUGCAUGAGCGAGGAGCUGCCCAGGGACAAGGCCAAGGCCACGUACACGCGCUGCAUGAAGCGGAUGGCGGCCGAGCGCAAGUGCAGCUACGCCUGCGGCCUGUGUGACGCGCAGCUGCCGUCCUACGGCCAGAUCAAGACGCACGUGCACACCAAGCACGGAGGGCCCGCGCAGGCCAAGGGCUUCACGGUCGCGUGCGGGGCGUGCUCGGAGAAACACGAGGACGUGCCGGCCUUCCACACCCACUACCACGCCCAGCACUGCCCCCUAGAGCCCUGCGCGAGCUCCCGCAGCUGCGUCCAAGCGGCCGAGGCCUCGACCUCCUCGACCGCCUCGACCUCCUCGACCUCCUCGACCGCCUCGACCAGUACCAAGAUUCUGCAUGCCGAGGAGAUCUGUCCGGAAAAGCAUGGCAAGUGUUCUCCGACAAACGACGUCCACAUGGAAGAAUAUGAGGACGUGAAGCAGGUCAUGUCACUGGCGUCUUCGGGGAAAGAAGACAAGAAAUCGGACGAAGAUGAGUCAGACGAUGAGUUGAAACGCGUCCUGGCCUUAAGUGAGGAGGAGGCCAAGAAGCCCACGCCAUUUGAUAAUGAUGUUCAUGCAUCAGCGUGACCUCAAUGUAGAAAUGGAGGAAGCUUUAAGGAGAAGUCUUGAAGAGUUCUAAUAAUUGCAGAGAACCUUGUAUGUCUUUUUUUUUUUUUUUGCUGUUCUUUAUAUUUGUUGUUGUCCAAAACAUACACACGGGUAUGUGUACAGGUCAUGUCUGCCUGUUUGUAAAUUAUUUUGAAUAAAACUGGAAUGCUUUACAAUUG